This is a messenger RNA of Linum trigynum, 2116 nucleotides long. NCBI's taxonomy places the organism in Eukaryota, Viridiplantae, Streptophyta, Magnoliopsida, Malpighiales, Linaceae. The record is from the annotation of a GenBank genome assembly.
UUUGCUUCUCUUACUAGAUAUGUUACUUACUUCUCUCUCUAAAAAGAAGGGUUCUCACUUGGUCGUCGGAGUGCUAACGGACCAAGUCGGUCCGCUAGGCGCUUGUGUGUGCAGGAAGGCGAAAGGAGAGAAGCACGUGGGAGAUCGGAGUGCGAAAUGUAGAAAGAAGGCUUCUGGGCAUAAACAGGUUCCAACUUCCAACCAUCUUUUCCAUCACCAGAUCCCAGAAGAAGCGGCACGAGUCGCCAACAGGAAGCACGGUAGUCCGCCCGCAGUCGUCGGAUGGGGUCCACGCGCAGUCGUCGGAAGGGGUCCGCACGCCGUCGUCGGCCGAGUGUCUGGUAAGUCGAUGAGGGGAGGACGAUGCCGACGUUCUGGGAGUUAUUUUGGGGUUGGAUCGUCUCGUGAGGAUUUGUGGUGGUCAGCGGGGAUCCCUGACGGAGGGAGGAAGUUAUUAGUCAGGUUUUGAUUGUGAGGGUGAUAAUCGUGAAGGGAAGACAAAAAUGUCUUUUACUUAAAAUUUAUGGGCGGCAAUUUGUAAUUCUAUGAACGGCAAAUAAUAAUCAUCUACUUUAAAGCCUCAAUACUCCAAGUUGUACUUCAAUAAAUUUCACCAUUCGCUGAGAGCCAGGCAGCCAGAUACUGUAUGUUUCACCCUGAGAUCUAUUUAUGCGUUUCCUUGCUCUAAUUUCUUCCAUCGGAUUAAAUUUGAACUGCCCCAGUUUGUAAAAGAGGACAAACAACAACCAUCCUAUAGAUUGAGUGCUGAAUGGGUGGGCACUGGGCACUGGGCACUGGGCAGUCGCUUUUUUCUUAUUAAGGAGGUCGGUGAUAUAAUUCCCACCACAACUGUAUCUUUUUUCUUCUUCUUCCGUUGAAUACAUCCACAAACGAAAAGUUGAAACCACCAACUCAAACUCCGUCACUGUCACUUCGCAGCUCACCACAUAGGGAUUACAAACACAUUUAGUGCUCGGAUUAUAUCUUGUUGUAAAAAAAAACAUACUGAUCAAUGCUACUUCAAAAAAUUGUAACAAGAUGAAGUUGCCGCAAAUGUUAAUUUUAAUAGAUUAAUAGAAUGAUUCUUCAUUUUAAUAAAAUUUAAUAGAUUAAUAGAAUGAAAUUGCCGCAAUUUUUUUAAGAUGCGGUUUUGAUUUAGUCAUUUGCGGGCAAAUAUUUAAAUGGAAGAGAAAAGAUAAUAACCGCUACAAUUACAGUUUCUUUGUACUCGGAUUCCCGAUUGAAAUCCAGCAACAAUGUAGUAGUGUUUAUAAUAGGUUAUCUAAUCUAUUAUAAUCAUAUUGGUAAAUAAUUAGGUAUACGAUCUGUCAUGUAAAAUAAUCUGCAUUUGAAAUAGUUCGAGUGAUGUCCUUAAGAUAAGAUAAAUAAUUACAUUGCUCCUAAUUAUACUAUAUAAAAUUAGGCAUUGUCCAAUAAGACAACAAUAAGGUUUGCUAUAGAAAAUGUCAUGGUUACUAAAUGUUAAACUCCUAUAAUGUAAAUAUUGUGAUAAUCAAAUGUUAAACUCCUAAAUAAUAUGCAUUUGAGAUUGAUGCACUAACAAAAUAUUUUUAGGUAAUCAUAAUGUAUGAUAUAUUGGCUUCCACAAUUAACAAAUUAACCGACCUGAUUAAACAUUAACUUGGUUAAUUUAAUUUUUAUAUUAAUUUAGUCGGUUUGGUUAUGAUAUUGUAUUUCAUAAUUAAUAGAAUUUGACUUAAUUAAUUUGAUAAUUAUCAUCGUAACCUCUUUCGCCUCCUCCGUCUUCUCUGUUCACCCCCUUUCUUCGUCUCUGUUCAACUCGUAGCUACUUUGUUGUCCAGUAACUCUCGAGUUUAGCUGAUUUUUAGGGAUUCAAAUCUCUGAUCUCGAUAACGGCAGGGACGUCAUUGUUGGUGGCGUCGGGGAAGAUGAAUAGAACGAGAAACGAGAGGAAGAUCUAAGAGCUCAUGGUGGAGUGGAUCUCCCUCCGGUCAUCGUCAGCAAGUGCGUUGACUCGGCUAGAUCUGGUGUUUUCUUAUAUUGACGAGGACGUAAUUUGGGCGUCGGAUAGCUGGAGGGCAGGAUGUGCGAGGUGGACUUAUUGGAGAAACGAUAAUGAAUGAACCAGAGGUGC